Epinephelus fuscoguttatus (brown-marbled grouper) is the source of this 3280-nucleotide messenger RNA. RefSeq names its product Ras association domain family member 3 (gene rassf3). The record is from RefSeq and is a predicted model, not a curated record. Gene Ontology annotation, cellular component: cytoplasm. Gene Ontology annotation, biological process: signal transduction. NCBI's taxonomy places the organism in Eukaryota, Metazoa, Chordata, Actinopteri, Perciformes, Serranidae. The transcript is spliced from 7 exons. Bases 146 to 1447 code for a protein of 433 amino acids.
GUCCCCGUGCACACCUCGGACUGCCUCAACCUGCUUACCCACAACAAAACCGCGCGCCAGGAGGGCUCGGCUCAUCAGUCGGUGUCAUCAAUGACGUCUCACCUGUCGGUCACUCUUCAACAGGCUGCACCUCCACUCGUGCGUAAUGUUUAACGCCGUUCACCAGGGUCGCAAAUACGUCCCCACGCGCUCGUCGGUCACGGAUGACUCUCCAUUACCCGUGCGGACUGUGCUCAUCAACAAAUCCCCCGGGACGCUGAGCGAGGCAGCGGAGGCUACUUGGCCGCCGCCGGGCGCUAAGAUGCGGAUCUCUAAAGCCAGCAAGGGCGCGGUGGUGGUGCGGGCGGUCCGGAGGCACCCUCCGUCUCCUCAGCCGGCCAGUCUGGAGAGCCUGGAGGCGGCGUGGAGUGAGAAAGCGCACCCGGAGGGGAAAUCACCGGAGAGUUCACCGAGCCAUGACGGGAGAGACAGCGAGCCAGGAGCUGUCGGGAACGGGAUGGAGGGUCACGGAGGAGGACCACCGCGGGCCAGGAGGAGGGGGUUCAGACCCCCCGAUGUGAGGACUAUCUUCUCCCCCGGAGAGAGGGACCCCAGGGUGAAAGAGGAGUCCGGGGAGGGACACACCUUCGAGCCUGGAGGCGGGAACACCUGGUGUGAUGUGUGCUGCAGCUACAUCUUCCAGCAUGGUCUCACCUGUGCAGGUUGUAAGUACGCAUGUCACGCUGCCUGUCGGGACAGAGUGUCACUGGACUGUCAUGCUGCAGCUUCACCUGUCAGUCAGGACCAGCUCAACAACAACACACCACCACAUGAUGUGGAGAAGGAGAGAGAGCUGCGGACAGAGCUCACCCGGGAGGAAAUCAGGCAGAAGAUCGAGCAGUACAACACGCUGACCAAUGACCACCUUAAAAUGACUCUUGGUCCUACUGGUGUGUAUACUGGUUUCAUCAAGGUCCAGAUGGAUCUGAGGAGGCCGGUGACGGUGCGGGGGGGUCAGAGAGGAGCAGGAGGAGCCCUGGUGCAGGAGGCUUUCUAUCUGCCCAGAGGAGUCACCAACACCCUCCACAUCAGCUCCAAUAACACAGUCAGACAGGUGAUCGUCGCCCUGCUGACGAAGUUCACAGUCGCUGACAACCCGGCCAAAUACGCCUUGUACAAACGCUACCGCAGGGAGGAGCAGGUGUAUGUGUGUAAGCUGGCGGAUGGCGAGCAGCCGCUGUUCCUUCGUCUGGUGGCAGGACCCGACACCGACACACUCAGCUUCGUACUGAGGGAACAACAGACUGGAGAAGUCAUGUGGGAUGCGUUCUCCAUCCCCGAGCUGCGCAACUUCCUGCGGAUCCUCGACAAGGAAGAGGAUGAGCAGAAGGAGGCGGUGAUUCGCCGCUACGAGGCCUACCGCCAGAGACUGCAGGAGGCGCUGAGGGAGGUCAGAGGGCCCUCUUAGAGGAUUAACCCCCAGUGAACAGGACUACUGCCCCCUAGAGGCACGGAGGAGGGAUUUUUUUUUCUUCCCCGCAGAGAAGAAAACUAGUGUAAAUUUGUGAACGCAGAGUGAGGAGAGAGGACCCAGCGCCUGGAAGAAGGGAUGAAACAGACAGAAGGAGGGAGGAUAUAAACGGAGAGACAGCAAGCGAAGGAUGAACGGACAAAAUCCGGAUGCUGGAGUUUGAUUCAUUCCGGAUUAAAGACUUCAAACUGCUGCCUGCUCACACCAAAGAUUCACUUCAUCGUGCCAUAUUCAUUCAUCUUCUCUCCCUCUCUUCAUCCAUCCCUCUCUUCUUACUCUUCUCUCUGUCCUGCUGUCACAUAAUUUAUCUGAUUUUUCCCUCUUUUCUCCUUUUAAACUUGUGAAAGACUCAAGGCCAUAUAGAGUUUUAUUUAAUUUUUGUUUGUUUUAAAGGUCUGUACAUAUUUUUUUUCUUAAUUUAUAUGGGUGAAGCUUUUUAUUGUUUUAUUUUGUUUUCUUGAAAUGACAAAAGUCUUAUUUUAGUUUAUUGUACAGAGGCGGAGCACCGAUCUGGUUGUUGACACAGACACGGAGAAUAGUUUAUCCAGACUGCUACUAGAGGUAAACACACAACAUGAGUGUCAGCUGUAGCUACAUAGACAAGACGGGAAUAUCAGAUCAUUUAGAUUAGUGGUUCCCAACUGGUCCAGAUUUCUCCUGAGUCAUUAGUUCAAGGUCCACACAGUUUAACAUGUUCAGCAUCAUACUCGCGUUUGGCCAUGUUGUGCAGGAGUUUGCUGUCUCUGUUAAGUAGUUGUCUGUUAGUCUCUGUCAUUUACAAAUUUGACACGUUGGCGAGUCACUUGCAUCCAUUCAGAAUGGACCCACAACCCGCUUUUGGAGUGCAACCCACCAGUUGGGAACCACUGACUUAGAAUACUCUGGACGUACUGUAAAGACGUCGUCAUCAAUUUUGCAUUUUGCUUGAAUAAGUUGAGAAAUAUGUCUGAAGUGAGAAAGGGAACAUGCAGGUACGGAGUCUCAAGUGUGCCAAAAGAAAAAUGUAAUGUUUAGUGUGUUUAAUCAUAUUUUUUUUAAUAUUGUUUUACUUUACAUUUAUUGUGUUUAACAGAAUAUAAAGGUAGAAAAAUAAACAAUCAAUUAAGGAGACAAGGUCACCAAGGGAAAGAUGUAAAAGUAUAAGUUGACAAAAUCCCACUUAAAAAAAAUUAAUAUUCCAUUUACUAAUGUGUCCACCUUUUUUCUCAUGAAUAAUUCUUUUCCUUCUGUUACAUUUAUAAUUUUAAUUUAACGAGCCAACUCAACCAACCAAAAAACAUGCAAUUUAAACAACUUUUAAAAAUAAUUUAGCAAUUAAUUAAUUAAAAAAAAAAAAUCAAGUUGAUGAAUCAAUUUGAUACAAAUAGAAAGUAAAGGUAGAAACAAUAAAUAAUAAAUUAAGGAGAAUGUAAAAAUUUAGGCAAAAUGUAAAAAUUUAAGUUCUCAUUUAAUUUGCAUCAUUUGCUUGGAGCAAGUAAAACAAAUUUUUUUACUUUAAUCAAAUAAUUAAAUGUUUCCUUUUUUAUCUUUAAAAUGAAUCAGUGAAUUUUUUUAAUUGGAUAAAAUUAAAAUAAUUUGUCUACUAUUGAAACAUUUGAAAUUUUAAAUCAUUUAGAAAGCUCAUUUGUCAACAAAAAACAAACAAUUUAAGCGACUGUUUUUAAAAUUAAUUUAUCAAUUACAUUAAAUUAAAAAAAAAAAAAAAAAAAAAUUUAAUUGGCAAAUCUUCUUUUUUUCCCCAUUGACAAUCAUUUCAUUAAUAUUUUCCCC